Messenger RNA from Electrophorus electricus (electric eel), 2002 nucleotides. The record is from RefSeq and is a predicted model, not a curated record. NCBI's taxonomy places the organism in Eukaryota, Metazoa, Chordata, Actinopteri, Gymnotiformes, Gymnotidae.
UUAUGGUGUUAACUGUGAGAGCUGUCCAGGGCCAGAAGGCCAGCCCUGUUUUGGUAACGGUGUGUGUGUGGACGGUAUUAAUGGUACAGGAGCGUGUCGGUGCAACCCUGGCUUUAACGGCACAGCCUGCGAGUCCUGCCAGACGGGAAAGUACGGCAUCCACUGUGACCAAGACUGUAAGUGUGUGAAUGGUCACUGUAAUGAUGGUCAGGAGGGGGAUGGCACCUGCGAAUGUGACGUUGGAUGGAGAGGAACACUCUGCUCUAUAGCCAUAACCACAGACUCAUGUAAAGGGACGUGCCACACCAGUGCAAAUUGUCUACUGAACGUAGCAGAUAAUUCAUAUUACUGUAGAUGUGCAGCUGGUUACCAGGGCAACGGUACAUACUGUACAGCGGUGAACGCUUGCGCGAAGGAUAAUGGCGGAUGCUCCUCCAGCGCUGUGUGUAAGAUAACUAUCCCAGGACGCAGGAAAUGUGUGUGUAACCCAGGUUAUGCAGGGGGUGGAAAAGUGUGUGUGUCAAUCAAUCCAUGUCUGGACGGUAGUGGAAGCUGCAGUGCCUAUGCAGACUGUGUACACACAGGCCCAAACAAGACAGCAUGUGUGUGCAAAGCAGGCUACUCUGGAAAUGGACAGCAGUGUAAUCCUAUCAAUUUGUGUUACAAGAAAAAUGGAGGCUGCCACAAGCAAGCUAUCUGUAUGAUGAAAGGACCAGGGGAGAGGAACUGUACCUGUCGCAAGGACUACAUGGGAGAUGGGAUGACCUGCAAAAGUAACGUCAUGCAGGAGCUCCGAAACAGAGAGCUGACAAGUUUCUUCUACAGUGUGUUAUGGUCUGAUGCUUAUUUCCUACAAGGACGUGGUCCAUACACUGUGUUUGCUCCUAACAAUAAGGCACUUAAAAAGGCAGAAUACCAGAAGCCAGAGAAUAAAGAGAGCAACGCAGCGCUGGUCCUGUACCACAUCGUGUCAUGCCGUAUCCUGAUGCCGGAGGACCUGAUGCAGCCCCGUAACCUCACCACGCUCAGCGGGGAAACGCUCACCAUCUCCUACUGGGAGGGCUCGAUAUAUAUCAAUAACAAGGCCAAAGUGGUGUACAGCGAUCAAGAGAGCAACAACGGGAUUUUCCACGAGAUCGACACGGUUCUCAUCCCCCCCAGCUUCCAGAAGCUGAAUGGAAUGAAUAAGUCUGCCAGCCUCCCUGACCUCAAAGAUGUAGCAAAUGAACACGGCUUCAAGACAUUUUUCAAACUGUUGGAGGACACGGAGGUGAUGGAGCGGGUGCAGGACCGCCUCCAUCAGCCUGUCACGCUCUUCCUCCCCACCGACUCCACCAUGGCUGCCCUGCCUCAGGAGCAGAAGGACUUCCUGUUCGGCCUGCAGAACCGCGCCCAGCUGAAGGAGUACCUGGAGUACCAUGUCCUCCAUGAUAUGAAGAUGCAGUCUGCAGAAAUGAUUCAUUUCAGUUCAAUGAAGACCCUUCAGGGUUCUGACGUCUCUGUGAGCUGCGUCGGAGAGGACAAAAUAGGUGAACUGUACAUCAGUGACAAAAGUUGUCGGAUUGUAAAGAGGAACCUAAAGUUCAAUGGAGGCUUGGUUUAUGGUAUUGACUGCUUGUUAACACCUCCCAGCCUUGGGGGGCGCUGUGAUCAGAAGGACACUGUAGACAUCACAAUGCCUUGCAGAUAUUGUGCUGUUACAGUGUCAUCUGAUUGCCCUUCAAUAAGUAAACCAAAGUCUAUACAGAGGUGCGACCUGCCCAGAUGCUUCUCAUCUGUGAAUGCUGGAUGUCAGUCUGUGUGCACCAUGGUCAUAUGGAAGCCCAAGUGCUGCUCAGGUUACUAUGGCAGAGAUUGUCUCGAAUAAGAAGAAGUGUGAGUGUAAGCCUAACUACAUUGGUGAUGGUCUGGAGUGUGAGCUGAAGGUGCUUCCAGUGAAUCGCUGCAUGCAGGAUAACGGCCAGUGUCACUCUGACGCUCAGUGCACUGACCUGCACUACCA